Messenger RNA from Colletotrichum destructivum, 204 nucleotides. RefSeq lists its product as uncharacterized. The transcript is spliced from 2 exons. The record is from RefSeq and is a predicted model, not a curated record. Lineage: Eukaryota; Fungi; Ascomycota; Sordariomycetes; Glomerellales; Glomerellaceae. Bases 1 to 204 code for a protein of 67 amino acids.
AUGGAGGUUGAAGUUCCAGGCUAUGGCCGUAUCGGCUACAGCAUCACCAUGUACCAGCCAUUAUGCGCAUACUCGUGCCGUGUGGCUCUUUCAGCUAGCCCAUUGAACCGCAGCAACAGGACGGAGGUGAAUGGAAUAGUGUUUGUUAAUACUCCAUUUAGCUGCUUCGCCACGAACGAUGCUUUCCUCAUGUCUUUAGCGUAG